Aspergillus calidoustus is the source of this 792-nucleotide messenger RNA. Lineage: Eukaryota; Fungi; Ascomycota; Eurotiomycetes; Eurotiales; Aspergillaceae. The record is from the annotation of a GenBank genome assembly.
AUGGUCAUCAAUUCUUUGCAAACAGCACGUGCCUCUCUGCUAGCACGAUCUCCAAAUAUGGCAGCCCCAUGCCCUGACCAACAACCCCCCGUAACAGAAGUCUCCAGAGCAGAGCGCUUCAAAGCCACGCACCUCGCCGCGCGCCAUGGCAACUACCACCAAUAUUAUUCCAAGUUCCGGGCGCCCGCCGUCCCAGAUGAGCGCCUCUCCAUUCUCCCAGCGGAGAUCCUCCGCAACGCACGAGUCAUCGACCUCGGCUGCAACGCGGGCAAACUGACGCAGGAGGCGGUAGCGCACUGCGGGGCGGCCGCUGCUGUCGGCGUCGACAUUGACCCGUGGCUGGUCGAGCAGGCGAAAGAGGCGUACCCGGACGACCCCAGGUGCACGUUUGAGCACUUUGACUUCGUGGAUGCGUCUGCGUACACGGGGACCGCGCUUGGAAAAUUCGACGCUGUCCUGCUGCUCUCUGUUACCAAGUGGGUUCAUCUGAAUAGCGGGGAUGCCGGGAUAUUGGCGCUGUUUGCGCAUAUUCGGAGUAUACUGAAUGACGGGGGGUAUUUGAUUAUUGAGCCGCAGCCUAUGAGCAAUUAUGCGAGGGCUUCGAAGAGGAAUAAAGAGUUGAGAGAGACGUAUAAGACUAUUCGGAUCAAACCGCCGUUUGAUGAGGAGUUGAUAGCGCAGGGUUUUGAGAGGGUUUUUGAAUGCGAGAGGGAUGAGGAAGGGUUUGCUAGGCCUGUACAUGUUUGGAGAAAAACGUAUCAUGAGACGAGCAAUGGAGAUGACUCUAAAUGA